UGCUUAUUAUAAUGAUUCUCCCCCUACCGACACAGCAGUGCAGUGCGACUCUUCUCCUAGUUCCGUCAGAGGCUUGAUCCAGCGUUAAAAUCAGACAGGCAACACUAUAAUUCACUCCCUUCACGCUACCCCUAGCACAGUUGUCCUGCUUUUGCUUAUCGCCCUACGGCACGGCAACAAUUCUGGCUUUCUUCAUUCAAGGACAAGCAGAGGAGGGGAAGAGCCCAGGGCAGAGGCGCUGAAGCAAAGCCGGCUUGUGAACUGGAAUCGCCAGGUCAUACUGACCUUGGCUCAGAACAGUGAGAUCACAGUAGUUUCCCAGCGAACAAAAGAAAAUCACCAUGAAGACCUCAGACAUUUUCCUUCUGCCCGCUGUGCUCCUCAUGUUCCUUUUCAACUGCUGUCUCGCACAGAGUGAAUCUGACCUCGUAGUAGCAACGAGGCUGGGUCGUGUGCAGGGUGUACGCUUGCCUGUUCCAGACCGGAAUAAUGUGAUCGCUUUCUUGGGCAUCCCGUACGCUGAACCUCCGCUGGGGAAGAGGCGUUUCAAGAAAGCAGAGUCCAAAAAGCCCUGGAAUGGUGUCUUCGAGGCUAGAGACUACCCAAAUGCCUGCUAUCAGUUCGUAGACACCUCUUACCCAGGCUUUCCAGGUAUCGAGAUGUGGAACCCCAAUAGAAUGAUGAGCGAGGACUGCCUGUACCUUAAUGUGUGGGUACCUCCUACCCCUAGGCCACAGAACCUCACAGUAAUGGUCUGGAUAUAUGGUGGAGGCUUCUAUAGUGGCUCCUCCUCUCUUGAUGUCUAUGAUGGCCGGUACUUGGCAUACUCUGAAAAGGUAGUGGUUGUGUCUAUGAACUAUCGUGUUGGAGCUUUUGGAUUCCUUGCCCUCAAUGGCUCAUCAGAAGCACCAGGAAAUGUGGGUCUCCUUGACCAGAGAAUGGCCCUCCAAUGGGUCCAAGAAAACAUCCACUUCUUCGGCGGUAACCCAAAACAGGUCACCAUUUUUGGAGAAAGUGCUGGAGGAGCAUCAGUUGGCAUGCAUGUUCUGUCACCAGACAGCCGCCCGCUCUUCACACGUGUUAUAAUGCAGAGCGGUGUUCCUAAUACACCCUGGGCUACCGUUAGCUUUGAUGAGGCCCGUCGGAGAGCCACCUUGUUGGGCAAACUCGUUGGCUGCAGCGAGGGUAAUGAUACUGAGCUGGUUGACUGCCUGAGGAACAAACAUCCACAGGAACUAAUUGAUCAGGAGUGGCAAGUGCUCCCCUAUAGCAGCUUGUUCCGCUUUUCUUUUGUCCCUGUCAUAGAUGGUGUUUUCCUUCCCGACACCCCAGAUGCCAUGAUUAGCUCAGGGAACUUCAAAUACACUCAGAUCAUGCUGGGUGUAAAUCAGGAUGAGGGAUCUUACUUCUUGCUUUACGGUGCACCGGGAUUCAGUAAAGACAAUGAGAGUUUGAUAUCUCGAGAAGAAUUCCUUGAAGGCGUGAAGAUGAGCGUUCCCCAUGCUAAUGAGAUUGGCUUGGAUGCAGUUAUCCUUCAGUACACUGACUGGAUGGAUGAGAACAACCCCCAAAAGAAUCGAGAUGCCAUGGAUGAUAUUGUAGGAGAUCAAAAUGUCAUCUGUCCUCUGCAGCAUUUUGCAAAGACUUACGCCCAGCACACUGGCCUCCAUACCCAGCCAGGAGCCGCAGCUCCAGGGACACUAGGCUGGGGAAACUCAGGACCAACAGGCUACAACAGUGGCAACUCACAUGGUGCUGUUUACCUUUACCUGUUUGACCAUCAAGCUUCAAACCUGGCCUGGCCUGAGUGGAUGGGCGUAAUCCAUGGUUAUGAGAUUGAGUUUGUGUUUGGCCUGCCAUUAGAAAAACGACUCAAUUACACAGCAGAGGAAGAGAAACUCAGUCGACGAAUGAUGAGAUACUGGGCAAACUUCGCUCGCACCGGUAAUCCCAACAUUAACACUGAUGGCUCCAUGGACAGUCGGAGGCGGUGGCCUCAAUUUACAGCUACUGAGCAAAAGCAUGUGGGCUUGAACACAGAGCCACUGAAGGUGCACAAGGGUCUAAGAACACAGGUUUGUGCUCUGUGGAACGGCUUCCUACCUCGCCUGCUUAACAUCACAGAAAACAUUGAUGAUGUUGAGCGACAGUGGAAAGUGGAGUUCCAUCGCUGGAGCUCUUACAUGAUGCACUGGAAGAGCCAGUUCGACCAUUACAGCAAGCAGGAGCGCUGCACAGAUCUCUAGAUAAAUCUGGUGUUAAUGUAAGAAAGUGCAGAUCAAAGAAAGGGAAAACCGAUGACCAUAACCCUUAAUAGUCUCUUUUCAGAACAGCAAAGGUUGCCAAAGCUUUUUCGUUGAUUAGUCUCUGAGUAGGCAUGAGUGUGAAUUUGUGAAUGUUGCACUUCAGUGCAGUUUUGUUCCUCCCUGUGUAGAAUAUUAUACUUAUCACUCUAUUAUAUUAUGUGAAUAUAUAUAUAAAGAGAGGAUGUGAAUUCAAGAUGCUAUUAGAGAUUAUCAAGUGCUGCGGUCAUCAAAUGUAUGUAUCAGAAAAAAAUGUUAUAGUUAUAUUACCUCUGAACAGUGAGAGUGCAUGUCUGUUCCAUUGGAACCUAGAAACCCUCAUUUACACUGGUCCUCAGGAUCCCACUUUUUUAAAAUAAUUUUCUUGUUUUUAUCCUGUGUUUUUAUUGGCUUCAAUUAUAUUGGCUGAUUCACCAUACAUUUAUCUCCAUAAUGUAUCUACCACAUCGACUCAGUAAUUCAUGUGCUACUUUAUCCUGCUGUCUCUGCUUUCUUACUGUGGUCCAACUCAAAAUACUAAUACUUCAUGCUGGAAUCAGGAGCCAUUUAAUUUCGUGUAUAUUGUUUAACUGUACGGAACAGUUUCUGUGUGGGCGAGUCUGUGUAUUAAUGUACUAAUAUUUAAAACCUAUUUUUAUUUCGAUUGCUACUUAUAUUGCAUGUAGUCUAGUGCCCACAGCAUGACUCUUGUGUGUAUGUAUGAGAGAGAAAGUCUGUUUUUACCAUAUACCAACUACAUAGGACAGUAUACAUGUCUGUGUAUUUCACCUCUCCUUAGUUCAAAUUUCAUAUGGGCAUUGUAUGUUUGAGUAUUUUAUCUGGGAUGGAGCGAGUAAGACUAAUGUUGUCUGUGUGCCAAAGGGUCAAUAUCAUUUUUCCCCCUUGCUGUUUCCCUGUCUCGAUGGGAAAGGCUUCUCAUUACGAUAAUGGAGAAGAGUAAUUUACUUAGUGCUCAUUUUAAAUGACAGCCCGCUGUGUCAGCCAUCUUAACUCCAGCCCUUUUGAUGCAGUGGGAGGAUGAUGAAGGAAAACACAGGCAAA
Rhinichthys klamathensis goyatoka is the source of this 3344-nucleotide messenger RNA. It is a transcript of the gene ache, whose product is annotated as acetylcholinesterase. The coding region runs from base 342 to 2246 and encodes 634 amino acids. Lineage: Eukaryota; Metazoa; Chordata; Actinopteri; Cypriniformes; Leuciscidae. The transcript is spliced from 5 exons. Gene Ontology annotation, molecular function: acetylcholinesterase activity. Gene Ontology annotation, biological process: acetylcholine catabolic process; choline metabolic process. The record is from RefSeq and is a predicted model, not a curated record. Gene Ontology annotation, cellular component: plasma membrane.